Molecule: messenger RNA, 1032 nt
Organism: Cyclopterus lumpus (lumpfish)
Lineage: Eukaryota; Metazoa; Chordata; Actinopteri; Perciformes; Cyclopteridae
Product: coiled-coil domain-containing protein 89
Exons: 7
Coding region: 1-1032 (343 amino acids)
Source: RefSeq, a predicted model, not a curated record
AUGGCAACUCCACAGAGGAAAGCAGAAAACGUCACCAUGUUGGAGGGCAGCACGACGGAGCUUUGCAGCCUUUCUACGGAGGAUGCAACAGAGACAGCGAUGCUGCGGUCCAGGAUAGAUGAGCAGUCAGGUCUAAUUUGCAUGUUGAAACAGAGAGCAGAUGAGGUGCUUCUGAGAUGUCAAGCCCUGCAGAUGCUCAAUGUAGACCAGGAGGGCCGAGCGACAGAUUGCCAGAAAGAUCUGGAGGGGGAAAAAAAUAAAUCAGAGCUAAUAGAGAGGAGAUUUAUGGAUUUAGCUGCCAACAAUCAAGCAAUUAUUGCAUUCAUGGAUGAGUACAAACAGCAGAAUGUCCAGUUAAAGCUGGUAAACAAACAGCUGCGUUUGGAAAAUGAAACACUUUUCUCCCAAAAAUUACAUGAUAAAGAAGUUCUUGUUCAAAAACUGAAGCAAGACAUCAAACAGCUGACAGAGAAAUACACAAACAAGGAAAAUGAAUAUCGAGAGAAAUUAUCUGGAUGCCAGUCAGAACUCCUAGAACAAACCAAUCAGCAUCAAGCCAAAGAAGCAUCGCUACUUGAUCAACUGCAUGAUGCUCAGCAACAACAAAGAGAUGCUGUAGAGAUGGGCAAUGAGCUUAAGAUGAAGCUCCAAAAGACUGAAGAAGAGCAUGCUUUGGAGAAAAUCCACUUGAGAGAAAGCAUAACAAGCCUCAACAAAGAAAGAGACACAUUACUGUAUCUGUCUAUGGAAAGAGGGAAAGUAAUACAGGAGAAACAAGAGGAAAUUCAGCAACUGAAGAAAAAAUGGAUAGAAGAGAAAAAAGCCCGGGCCAAAGCAGAGGACAGGUUUGAACAGGAAGCAGAAGCUGUUAUUGCAGAUGUUAAAGUGAAGUGGAUCCAGUCUGCUCUGGAUGAAUCCACUUCAAAAUAUGGAAAGCUGAAAGAGGAUUUUGAAGCCUUCAAAGAUCACAGCAGCAACCUUCUUCUACAAGAAAGGGAGUUAAAUAAGAAGCUCCGCCACAUGAUGGGCUAA